UGACAGGAGACCUUCAAUUUGGAACGAUCAAAAUCUUUUUUUUUCUUGCCAUCCUGGUAAUGAUCCACGGGACUAAGCCCAACGUGGCAAGCUUCGUUGGUCCCCGAGACAUCGCAAGCCCUAAUUGGCCAGUGUGCAGUACGCGGCGAACCGAAAGCGCGGCGUGGAAACAAGGGAAACACAAAAAAUCCCCAUUAAGGAAAUCGAUUCGCUCCACAUCCCCGAAGAGGGAGGAGGGGGAGUGAGUCUAUAUAAACGAGGGGUCGCUCGCCUUCUUACCGUUCCUUUUUCUUCUCUGUUCACUAUCAUCCAUCCUUAUUAAAGAUACCCGUAUAUUCAAUAUCUACUAGUUAAUCGCAAUGGCUCCUCCCGCUUCCGAUCCCGCUGUCUACCAGGCUCACCACGAUGCCUUCGCCGCUGAGGGUCUCCCUACCUCCCCCGCCGGAUGGGUUGAGCGUGCCCAGAAGGUCGCUGGCAUCCUCGCCCCUGACGCCGCUACCCGUAACAUCGAGCAGAAGGUCCCUCACGCUGAGGUCUCUCUCUUGAAGAGCUCCGGUCUCACCAAGAUCCUCGGUGACCCCAAGUACGGUGGUGGUGGCCAGACCUGGGAGGUGGCCUUCCGUGCCAUCCGUGAGCUCGCUACUGGCGAUGGCUCCGUUGGCAUGCUUUUAGGUUACCACUUGCAGUGGUCCUCCCUCACCCGCGUUAUCGGUACCGAGGAACAGAAGGAGCGCUGGGAGAAGACCAUCCUUGAGACCAACUCUUUCGUCGGUGCUGCCGUCAACCCCCGUGACAACGACAGCCGCAUCACCCCCAACGGUGAGGGUCUCGUCUUCAACGGUUUCAAGAACUUCACCACUGGCGGUGCUCUCUCCGACCUCAUCGUCCUCGAGGGUGUCCACAUGGAGACCAACGACCACAUCUUCACCAUCGUCCCCACCAAGCAGCCCGGCUUCCAGUUCGCCUACAACUGGCACAACAUGGGUAUGCGUCUGACCGAGUCGGGCUCCUGCAAGAUCGAGGAGAUCCCCUUCGAGUGGAAGGAUGCCCUCGGCUUCGACGUCGAGGCCAAGAAGCCCAUCAAGGAGCUCCUCGAGUCCCCCUACGAGACUCUCCUUGGGCCCAUCUUCCAGCUCGUCUUCUCCAACUUCUACAACGGUAUCGCCCGCGGUGCCCUCCAGACCGCCAAGGGCUACACCACCACCACCACCCGCCCCUGGCCCUUCACCCACAACCCCCAGAAGAGUGCCCUCGACGAGCACUACAUCCUCGCCAAGUACGGCCGCUACCUCGCCUCCAUCCGCGCCGCCGACGCUCUCUGCGACGCCGCUGGCAAGGAGAUCUCCGACCUGUUCCACGGCUAUGCUGGUAACAAGCUGGACUUGACUGCCCGCCAGCGUGGUGAGGUCGCCGAGUCCGUCACUGCCUGCAAGAUCACCUCCUCCCACAUGGCCCUCGAGGUCACCGGCGGUGUCUUCGAGGUCACUGGUGCCCGUUCCACCUCGGAGAAGUACAGCUUCGACCGCUUCUGGAAGGACAUCCGUGUGCACACCCUGCACGACCCGUUGGCCUACAAGGAGAACGAGCUGGGCCGUUACUACUUGACCAACGAGAUCCCCACCCCUUCGUGGUACACUUAAAUUAUGUGACAUGACGGUUUGGUAUGAUAUGAUGAUAUAUUAGCAUGUAAAUAAUUAGUAGAUUGCAUAAAAAUUCAUGUACAGGUUACGAAUUGCA
Aspergillus ruber CBS 135680 is the source of this 1737-nucleotide messenger RNA. RefSeq names its product thermophilic desulfurizing enzyme family protein. The record is from RefSeq and is a predicted model, not a curated record. Gene Ontology annotation, molecular function: flavin adenine dinucleotide binding; 3-methylbutanoyl-CoA dehydrogenase activity. Gene Ontology annotation, biological process: L-leucine catabolic process. The transcript has 2 exons. Lineage: Eukaryota; Fungi; Ascomycota; Eurotiomycetes; Eurotiales; Aspergillaceae. Bases 360 to 1640 code for a protein of 426 amino acids.